GUUGGCAGCGGUUGGCAGCGGGGGUCCAGGCCAUGCGGGAGCUGCGCUCCUCCUCCUACUGGAGGGCAAUCCUGGCAGAGUUCCUGGGCAGCCUCCUCUAUGCCCUGCUAGGCUUGGGGGCAUCUUUGCGUUGGCUUCCAGGCCCCCCCAGCAUCUUGGGGGCUGCUUUAGCUUUCGGCUUGGCUCAAGCUACUUUGGUCCAGGCUUUGGGUCCAGUCAGCGGUGGCAACAUCAACCCUGCCCUCACCUUGGCAUUCCUGUUGGCAUCGCAGCUCUCCCUGCCCCGGGCACUGGGCUACCUGCUGGCACAGCUGCUGGGUUCGCUGGCAGGGGCUGGGCUGCUCUACGGUUUGACGCCGGCCCCGGUCCGGGGUACCCUGGGGCUGACCGCGCUGCACCCCGGCGUGGGGCCAGGGCAGGGCACGGUGGUGGAGCUGCUCCUCACUGCCCAGUUCGUGCUCUGCGCCUUGGCCAGCUUCGAUGAGCGCCAGGAUGGGCGCCCGGGCUCGGCUGCGCUGCCGCUCGGCUUCUCCCUCGCCCUUGGCCACAUCUUUGGGAUCCACUACACGGGAGCCAGCAUGAACCCCGCCCGCUCCUUCGCCCCUGCGGUCAUCACUCGCAACUUCGCCAACCAUUGGGUGUACUGGGCGGGUCCGCUGCUGGGGGCGGCCGUGGGCUCGGUGCUGUACGAGUUCGCUCUGUGCCCGCGGGUGCGGAGCCUGGCGGAGCGCUUGGCCGCGCUCAAAGGAGAGCCUCCCGCCGUGACCGAGCCGCCGCCGGAGCCGCCGGCGGAGCCGCUGGAGCUGAAGACCCAAGGGCUAUAAAAGCCACAUCUGUCCGGGCGCCACGGGGGGGUCCCCGCCUCUGUCCCCGUCCCUUCCCCCCCCCAGCCCCCCAUCUCCUACCCUGUCACCGGGGGGAUGUCACCGGAGUUACCACCGGGGGGCGCUACCGGAGUUAACACCGGGAGGUAUCACCGGGGGAUGUCAUUGGGGUUACCACCGGCGGUUACCACCGGGGAUGUCACCGGGGGUGUCACCGGGGGUGUCACCGGA
Pogoniulus pusillus (Red-fronted tinkerbird) is the source of this 1055-nucleotide messenger RNA. Its product is annotated as lens fiber major intrinsic protein. The transcript is spliced from 4 exons. The record is from RefSeq and is a predicted model, not a curated record. Gene Ontology annotation, molecular function: water channel activity. Gene Ontology annotation, cellular component: plasma membrane; apical plasma membrane. Lineage: Eukaryota; Metazoa; Chordata; Aves; Piciformes; Lybiidae. Gene Ontology annotation, biological process: transmembrane transport; water transport. Bases 33 to 824 code for a protein of 263 amino acids.